Molecule: messenger RNA, 918 nt
Organism: Camelina sativa (false flax)
Lineage: Eukaryota; Viridiplantae; Streptophyta; Magnoliopsida; Brassicales; Brassicaceae
Source: RefSeq, a predicted model, not a curated record
GGGAAUCUUAAAGUCUCUGACUUUGGUCUCAGCGCGGUGGCAGAGCAGCUUCGACAGGACGGGCUCUGCCACACGUUUUGUGGGACUCCAGCCUAUAUUGCACCCGAGGUUCUGACUCGAAAAGGGUACGACGCAGCGAAAGCUGACGUUUGGUCUUGUGGAGUGAUCUUGUUCGUGUUGAUGGCUGGUCACGUUCCGUUCUACGACAAGAACAUAAUGGUUAUGUACAAGAAGAUUUACAAAGGCGAGUUUAGGUGUCCUCGUUGGUUUUCAUCGGAUCUUGUUAGGUUAUUGACUCGGCUUCUUGAUACGAAUCCGGAUACUCGGAUUACUAUACCGGAGAUCAUGAAGAACAGAUGGUUCAAGAAAGGUUUCAAACAUGUUAAAUUCUAUAUUGAAGAUGAUAAACUAUGUAGGGAAGAUGAAGAUGAGGAGGAAGAGGCAUCAUCAUCUGGACGGUCUUCGACGGUUUCAGAGAGCGAUGCGGAGUUCGUUAUGAAACGGAUGGGGGUAGGGUCAAUGCCAAGACCAGCGAGCUUAAACGCGUUUGACAUUAUAUCCUUCUCUUCCGGGUUUGAUCUGUCUGGUUUGUUUGAGGAAGAAGAAGGAGGAGAAGGGACGAGGUUUAUAUCAGGUGCUCCUGUUUCAAAGAUCAUAUCGAAGUUGGAAGAGAUUGCGAAAGUCGUGAGCUUCACGGUGAGGAAGAAAGAAUGGAGUUUGAGACUAGAAGGUUGUAGAGAAGGAGCAAAAGGGCCUUUGACGAUUGGAGCUGAGAUAUUUGAGCUGACUCCAUCUCUAGUGGUGGUGGAGGUGAAGAAGAAAGGAGGAGACAGAGAAGAGUAUGAAGAGUUUUGCAACAAGGAACUCAGACCGGAGUUGGAGAAACUAAUCCACCAAGAAGUUGUAGUAGANCUGUAA